Messenger RNA from Anopheles coustani, 1068 nucleotides. Its product is annotated as skin secretory protein xP2-like. The record is from RefSeq and is a predicted model, not a curated record. Bases 1 to 1068 code for a protein of 355 amino acids. NCBI's taxonomy places the organism in Eukaryota, Metazoa, Arthropoda, Insecta, Diptera, Culicidae. The transcript has 2 exons.
AUGAAGUCUCUGGUGUUGUUGGGUUUAGCCACCCUACUGGUCUUGAGUUCAGCGGCCGAGCAGAAGCAGCAAGCGGCGGCCGAAGAAGCGAAACCAGCCGAGCAGGGUGACAAGCGUCACGACAAGCGUGGUCUCUUCGAGCAUGACUUUGGCGGCCACGACUUCGGCGGACAUCAGUUCGAGUCGUACGGACACGGACACGCCUACGAUUUCCAUCCGCACCACGAGAAGACGCUGACCAUCGUGAAGAAGGUCCCCGUCCCGUACCCAGUGGAGAAGCACAUCCCGGUGGCGGUGGAGAAGCACGUCCCAGUUCCGGUCAAGGUUGGCGUCCCGAAACCCUACCCGGUCUACAAGACGGUCCACUACCCGGUCAAGGAGAUCGUGAAGGUGCCCGUGCACGUCCCGGCCCCGUACCCCGUGGAAAAGAAGGUCCAUGUCCCAGUCCAUGUGCCGUACGAUCGUCCCGUCCCGGUUAAGGUGUACGUCCCGGCUCCCUACCCAGUUGAGAAGAAGGUCCACGUCCCGGUGAAGGUCCAUGUCCCCGCUCCGUACCCGGUGGAGAAGAAGGUCCCGUACCCGGUGAAGGUCCCGGUGCACGUUGAGAAGCCGUACCCGGUCGAGAAGAUCGUCCACUACCCAGUCCAUGUCCCAGUCGAUCGCCCGGUCCCGGUCCAUGUGGAGAAACCAGUCCCAGUGCCAGUGGAGAAGCCAGUGCCGUAUGAGGUCAUCAAGAAGGUCCCAUACCCAGUCCAUGUCCCGUACGAUCGUCCCGUUCCGGUGCACGUUGAGAAGCCAGUGCCAGUGCCGGUGAAGGUCCCAGUCCCACAGCCCUACCCCGUGUACAAGCACAUCCCGGUCCCGGUCGAGAAGCACGUCCCGUACCCAGUGAAGGUUCCGGUUGACCGUCCGAUUCCGUACACCAUCGAGAAGCACGUGCCUUAUGAGGUCGAGAAGCCAGUGCCGUACCCAGUCAAGGUCCCGGUCCACGUUCCGGUGCACCACCAUCACGAGGAGGAGUACCACCACGAGCAUGUCGAGCAUGACCUGCACCACCAUCACCACUAG